This is a messenger RNA of Larimichthys crocea (large yellow croaker), 423 nucleotides long. RefSeq names its product cytochrome c oxidase subunit 7C (gene cox7c). Lineage: Eukaryota; Metazoa; Chordata; Actinopteri; Sciaenidae. Bases 88 to 279 code for a protein of 63 amino acids. The record is from RefSeq and is a predicted model, not a curated record. The transcript has 3 exons. Gene Ontology annotation, biological process: mitochondrial electron transport, cytochrome c to oxygen. Gene Ontology annotation, cellular component: respiratory chain complex IV.
CCUCUGCGGCGCUCCACCACUCACAGAAACAAGGUCGUACACACAGCGGCGUUUCACUGACACAGAGACAACAAACCGGUCGUAAUCAUGCUCGGACAGGCUGUGAGAAGAUUCACAACCUCUGCUGUUCGUUCUUCACACUAUGCUGAAGGACCAGGCAAGAACCUGCCGUUCUCCGUGGAGAACAAGUGGCGUCUGCUCGGCUUGAUGGUGGCGUUCUUGGGCGCCGGCUUCACAUUCCCCUUCAUCGUCGUCAGACAUCAGAUCCUGAAGAAGUAAAAAACAAAAAAGGGCCCCGCGCUGUUUUUCAGCCUUGAAGGUCGUCAGCUGGAACAUAUUUAUCCAUCAGAGUUCUGUCCGGGGAGAACAAUGGAAGUCUCUUUUAAUUUUCUUUGUAAAUAAAUAAAAGUCCUCAAAUAUGAA